ACGAGACACAGACGUUUCCGUUUCAUCCUCUGUCGGAUCCGCAAACUGGGUUUUCUGAUUUCUCAAACCAGAAGUAAGUUCAGAUUCUUCAUUUGCUCACUGUUAGCUUUCAUUUGAAGGGUUCAUUUGUUUCAGAUUAGGGUCGUUUGAUUUGGGGUUUGGUUGGUUGAGAAAGAUAGACGAAAAUGGAUAAGUUGAAAUUUGCUGAGUGGGGUGAGCGAUUGAAAACGGGUGGGGCUCAAAUGGGUAGAAUUGUGAGUGGGAAAAUGAAGGAAAUUCUGCAGGGUCCCACGCCGGAAUCCAAGAUGGUGGAUGAUGCCACAUUAGAAACCAUGGAAGAGCCCAACUGGGGCAUGAAUUUGAGGAUUUGUGGGAUGAUUAACAGUGAGGAGUUUAGUGGGUCUGAGGUUGUUAAGGCCAUAAAGAAGAAGAUUUCGAGUAAGAGUGGGGUGACCCAAAGGUUGAGUCUUGAUUUGUUGGAGGCCUGUACAAUGAAUUGCGAGAAGGUAUUCUCGGAGGUGGCGUCGGAGAAAUUGUUGGAUGAGAUGGUUAAGAUGAUUGAGAAUCCGCAGACUGAUGAUGAGAAUAGAGAAAGGGCUCUGCAGUUGAUUCGAGCUUGGGGACAGUCUGAAGAUCUUGCAUAUUUGCCUGUAUUUCGCCAGACAUAUAUGAGCCUAAAAGAAAGAGGUACACAUGUACCAAAUGUGGAUUCAUAUGUCCAGCAGCCAUCUGAGAAUUAUCCUGUUCCUGAUACAGGAGUGGAUGGUGCAAAUGAUGGUACCUUUGUCUUUAAUUAUGGGAGUCUGUCAGUUGAACAGAAAAAGGAAUUUUUUGAAAUAACUCGAAACAGCCUUGAAGUGCUCUCAAGCAUGUUAAAUACUGAAGGGGAGCCAAAACCAAUUCAGGAUGACUUAACAAUGAGCAUGCUGGAGAAGUGCAAGCACUCGCAGCCAGUCAUUCAGAUGAUCAUAGAAAGCACCACUGAGGAUGAUAUUCUCUUUGAGGCACUGCAUCUUCAUGAUGAGCUUCAACGAGUCAUCUCCAGAUGCGAAGAGCUGCAAGCUGAAUCAAAGUCUGGAGGACAAGAGCUAGAAGCUGGUUCCAAUUCUGGAGGACAACUGCCUGAAAACUCUUGUACAGCUGAGACCAAUGUCCCUUCUCAAGUUGACACCCCUAAUUCAUCCUUGAAGGCUGAGUCUAAUAAUGAAAAACCUGAGAGAGGUGAACCCCAGAGCUCAGACGGAACUCAUGAUGCUUCUUCAAAGGAUGAGACUCAUGGUGAAACUGAAACCAAGAGAGAUGAACCCUAGAAUGGAGAACAGCCAUGGAAGAAGCAUUGAAUGACAGCUUCAUGGGGAUUCUAUGUCGUCUGCUGUGUAGGUCUUGUUAAUGUCCUUUUGGCGCUAUCAGUAUCAACCCCUUUAACUACUUGCACUGAUAUAUGCAGUUAUGUACUUCCUGCCAAAUCAGAAUGCUAAUGAUUCUAGACUUCAAUUUAAUUUAUGGCUUCUUUCAAAUUUAAGUACAUUUUUUCUUAUUAUUCAUGCAAAAUAAAACAGGGUAUCACUU
Molecule: messenger RNA, 1569 nt
Organism: Rubroshorea leprosula
Lineage: Eukaryota; Viridiplantae; Streptophyta; Magnoliopsida; Malvales; Dipterocarpaceae
Source: the annotation of a GenBank genome assembly